UAUGAAUGAAUGAAUGAAAUGAGAUCACGUGUUUAUGCUGUUCUCCCCUACGCUAAUUUACGAGUAGACUGUUCCAAGAGGUCAACGUGUUGGGUUACGAAUCAAUAGCCAAAUAGGGAUUUUUCAUGUGUAAGAGAUUGGAUUUAUAAACGUGUAAAACACAAGUUUUGUGAAUGGAUUUAAGAUUGACGUGUGAGAAAUAAAAUUGGAUUUAUUGUGAUGUUUAUCACUAAUUACAGAUUUAAAGAGAGAUCAUGAGCUGAAAUCUGUGAUCAAAUACUUGAAAUAUGACUAUAGACUCAAAUAUGUUAUGAGAUCGAGUCAGCUUCGACAGCCUCGGCAAACUUUACCUCCUCCUGAUGCGGGAGGAUUUAUAACUCUUGAUCAGAUACGACCUCACCCUCGGGUUCAAAAUGACUAUAUAGACAGUCCUCCACGACCAAAACCCCCGGGCAAUUUGAAAACCAUCAGCUCAGGGGGAAGUGGUAUUGUUUCUACGCUACGAGAGAAUCAGAAUAACCGAACGCGAGGACUACGCAGUUUGAACACUCAUAUUAUCAGUGCACCACCAUUGACUAAUGUUUCGCCUCCAUUGAAAAAGGAUCCGGUUAUAAAGGAGGAUGAUUCAAUUAUUUGCAAAAAAUGCCACAAGUGUCGAUGUGGAGCAUGUACAGAUCCACAGGAGUUACCGAGUAAGUGGCUAUGUGGGAACACGUGUCACGUCAGUGGACAAUGUUGUAUAGAGACUGCAUCAUGUUAUUGUUGUGUACAGGCAGUGUUUUAUCACUGUGGUGGGAAGGACGAACAAGACGCAGACUAUGACUGUUUGGCUGAUCCGUGUGCUUGUUGCAGUCAGCCUAAUUGUGUUAAGCGAUGGACGUGCAUGGCACUAAUGGCUCUUUGUCUACCAUGUCUCUGUUGUUACUGGCCAAUGAAAGGGUGUCUAAAGUGCUGCACAAUGUGUUAUAACAAGUGUCGGAAGAAAGGUUGCCGGUGUGCAAAAAACUCCAAACCUAAAAAAAUUGAAAACGGGUCACAGUCUCCUAGAAGACUAUUAUUGAUUGAAUCAGACUCGUCUAGUGCGUGAUAAUUGUGAUAUGUUGUAUUUGUUCUAUUGCAUUCUAACAUGCUGUGUGGUGAAGGGGAAGGACAUGAUGUGAUGAUGCAUUUUCAAAACAGCUUCUGUGAUGUGACGUUCAUUGAGAAAUAAAUCCUUGAAAUUUCUGUUUUCCAAGGCUAAUUUAUACACAAUAGUGUCGUUGUGAACAAUAGUCUUAGACUUAAACCUCGUUGGCUUUAAUUCAAUAAAUUCUUUUUGACACCCAACAAAACUUUACCACUUGUAAAAAUAAAAUUAGCAAAAUUUUUAGACAAUCCAAUAAGUAUAUAUUGCACAUGUACAAAUUAUAUACUUUCAAAUUCAAAUUCAUUCAGAAACCACUGUG
Mytilus trossulus (common blue mussel) is the source of this 1445-nucleotide messenger RNA. RefSeq names its product protein sprouty homolog 2-like. The record is from RefSeq and is a predicted model, not a curated record. Gene Ontology annotation, biological process: multicellular organism development; negative regulation of fibroblast growth factor receptor signaling pathway; animal organ development. The transcript is spliced from 3 exons. Bases 311 to 1087 code for a protein of 258 amino acids. NCBI's taxonomy places the organism in Eukaryota, Metazoa, Mollusca, Bivalvia, Mytilida, Mytilidae. Gene Ontology annotation, cellular component: cytosol; membrane.